AUGAUAGAGAACUCCACCGUCAUACCCUUCAAAUGGCACGCCAACGGUUUCCUGUGCUUCUACUGUGGCUGCCCCUUCACCGACUCUUCAGCUCUCAAGCACCACACCAAGACUGAACACGAGAACGCCAAACUCAAAACUAUCUUGAGAACCACUGUUGCGAAAAGCAGGAGCAUUAAACUCGAUGUGUCAGAGCUAGCUUGCAAGAAAUGCAGCGAACCUAUGCGCAGCUUACAACAGUUCUUCAUCCAUAUUAAACAACAUGGUUUUACAAUAAAUGAAGAGGCUUCACAUUGCUGCUAUCCAUUCAUUCUUACUGAUAAUGAUAUGUCCUGUCUUGAAUGUGGGAUGUCUUUUAGAUUUUUCGGCCCUCUUUUAAUUCACACACACAAAUAUCACACCAAAACUGAGCCGUUCCUUUGUGAAAUAUGCGGGCAAGGAUUUAUAGCUAAAGCGAACGUGGAAAGCCAUCGGAAAAUACACAACAAAAAGUCCAAUUGCAAUUAUAACUGCAAAGAGUGUGAUAAAACAUUCCCUUCACAGUACAAACUCAAUUAUCAUUUCGAAAAAGUCCAUACUCCAGCCAAAUUCAAGUGUCCUAAAUGUCCAGAAGUUCUAGGCAGCCAAUACUUGAAGAAACGUCAUUUGGCUUUCGUACAUGAUGUGAAAAGCGCGCAGUUUAAAUGUGACGAGUGUCAGAAGAUUUUCUCGUUGAAAAACAAGUUGCUUCAGCAUAAAUCACAGGUGCAUUUGAAAGAAAGAAACAUUGCCUGCGAAAUUUGUGGACACAAAGUGUUCAGUAAAGAUCUCUUGAAGCGGCAUAUGGUGAAGCAUGAUGAUUCUAGACCGUUUGAGUGUGAAUUCUGCAAGAAAACUUUUCAAAGAAAGAAGACCUUGGAGUACCACAGGAGGAUACAUACGAACGACAAGAGGUAUCAGUGCAAGGAGUGUGGGAGGUCGUUCGUGCAGUGGACGAGCCUCAAGCUGCAUAUGAGAGUGCAUUAUUCCAGUAAUAAUGAUACGUGGACUUAG
This is a messenger RNA of Cydia strobilella, 1032 nucleotides long. Its product is annotated as zinc finger protein 420-like. Lineage: Eukaryota; Metazoa; Arthropoda; Insecta; Lepidoptera; Tortricidae. The record is from RefSeq and is a predicted model, not a curated record. The transcript has a single exon. The coding region runs from base 1 to 1032 and encodes 343 amino acids.